GUCCUAUGAAGGACCCCUCACAAUUCCAACAUGGCGGCGUCCAUACGGGUGUGCUGUGCCCUCCGUAUCUCACUGAGAGGUGCAGCGUCGCUCCGCUCUUUAGGAGCAGUUCAUGUUUCCCAGUUGGCGAGUCGAGCCUCGGUUGUGUCUCUCCAAAGAAACCCUGCCGUCCCUCUGCUCCCUGCAACAGCGUGGCAGCAAACCCGACAUGGCAGCUUCUUCAACAAGUUGACAGCAGAGGAGUUGUGGAAAGGUGUGUUGGCAGAAACAGGUUCAGGAUCCAAGAAGGGUCGAGGGAAAAGGACCAAACGUAAACAGAAGAGAGACCUGAACCGAGGACAGACCGUCGGAGAAGGUCGUGGUGGUUUUCUGUGGCCCGGUCUGAACUCUCCGGUGAUGAGGGACGGGAAUCAGCUGAGCAUGAGUCGAAGAGGAGAGAGUGAGCAGCAGGAGAAGCAAGCUGAUAUAGUUCGUCAGAGGGAUGAGUGGGAGAAGAGGUGGAAGACGAAGGUGAAGAGGGAGAGAGGAUGGACCGGACACUCCUGGGGUGGCAUCAGCAUCGGAGCCCCGGACCCUGGACCCAACGGAGAGACCUAUGAGAACUUCGAUUCACGCGUCAUCGAGGUGAAGAAUGUGUUCAAAAUGACAGCUAAGGAGGGCAGGAAGAGGAGCGUCAGCUGUCUCGUCGCCGUGGGAAACGGCAACGGAGCCGCAGGAUUUGCAGUGGGUAAAGCAGCAGACAGAAACACAGCUCUGAGGAAGGCCAAGAACCGAGCUAUCCACUACCUGCAUUACAUAGAGCUAUACAACGACAUGACCAUUUAUCAUGACAUUAACUCCAAGUUCAAGAGGACGACGCUCCGCAUGAAGAAACAAAACGAAGGUUACGGUCUGCGCUGCCACCGAGCCAUCAUCACUAUCUGUAAACUGAUCGGAAUGAAGGACCUCUACUGCAAGGUGGAAGGAUCCGUCAAUCUGCUCAACAUCACCAGGGCCUUCUUCACCGGAUUAGCCAAUCAGCAAAUCCACCAGAGUCUGGCAGACAGGAAGCAGCUGCACGUGGUGGAGUACCAGGCGCAGCGCGGCCCCCUGCCCGUGGUGGUGGCCAGCCCCAAAGAGGGGGCGAGGCCCAACCCGGAGCCCGUGGACGAGAUCCCCAACACCCGGCUGAACUGGGUCGACGUGCAGGACGCGCAGGGCAUCAAACACUCAAAAUGGGCGGGGGUCAAACGCACUAUCUGGUAGUGAGGGGCAACUGGACUGAUGGAGGGUUGUCACAAUGUGUUGCUUUGCCCAGGAAAGCUGAAACGAAAAAUAGGAGCAUUUGUUCUCCAGAAAAAUAUCAGUCAAUGUCUCCAAAUUUAGCAGAUCAUGUCAUCCGAGGACAAAGGUUACUUGUUUCUCAAAAUGAAGACGUCACAUUUGAAAACUCUCCAGAUACACCCAGAAACGCUCAGAUCCUAGAUAUCAAUGUUUUCUUUUAUAACUGUGAAAUCAAUGUGUUUUCUCACCCUAGGAUUUGUUGAAAAGACUUGUACUCAUAUAAUAAAGUAUGGAUCUGUGAA
Trematomus bernacchii (emerald rockcod) is the source of this 1565-nucleotide messenger RNA. It is a transcript of the gene mrps5, whose product is annotated as mitochondrial ribosomal protein S5. Gene Ontology annotation, biological process: translation. Lineage: Eukaryota; Metazoa; Chordata; Actinopteri; Perciformes; Nototheniidae. Gene Ontology annotation, cellular component: ribosome. The transcript has 12 exons. Gene Ontology annotation, molecular function: RNA binding; structural constituent of ribosome. The coding region runs from base 31 to 1245 and encodes 404 amino acids. The record is from RefSeq and is a predicted model, not a curated record.